Messenger RNA from Geodia barretti, 999 nucleotides. The record is from the annotation of a GenBank genome assembly. Lineage: Eukaryota; Metazoa; Porifera; Demospongiae; Tetractinellida; Geodiidae.
AUGACGGCGCUUGUGACCGGAGCAACGGGAUUCAUCGGCGGCAACUUGGCGCGUGCGCUCUGGCAACGCGGCGAGAAGGUGCACGCGCUGGUUAGGCCCGGCGCCAACGACAUCGCCAUCCGAGGCACCGGAGUACAACAAUUCGCCGGCGACCUGCUGGACAUGGACUCCUUGCACCGGGCGGCGGAGGGUUGCGAUUCGGUAUUUCAUUGCGCCGCAGUGUAUGCGUUCUGGUCCCGGCGCCCUGAGGGCAUUUACGCUGCCAACGUCCAGGGGACUCGCAACGUCAUCGAGACUGCCCUCAAGGUUGGCAUGCGUCGCGCAGUAUUUACGAGUUCGGUAUCCACGAUUGGAUGGCCGGAUGCUCCCGGGAAGGCCAACGAAGAAACUCCAGUCAACCCGAAGCUGCUCGUGGGACACUAUAAACGCUCCAAAUUUCAGGCCGAACAGGAGGCGCUCACCGCAAAUGAGAAGGGAUUACCGGUGAUCGUGGUCAAUUCCUGCGCCCCGGUUGGCAAGUGGGAUGUGAAGCCCAACCCCACGGGUCGUAUCCCUCUGGAUUUCGCACGAGGCCGAAUCCCCGGUUACAUGGACACGGGAAUGAAUCUGGUGGAUGUGGACGACGUAGCCGAAGGGCACAUCCUGGCAAUGGAGCGGGGCAGACCGGGCCAACGAUAUAUUCUCGGCAACCGAAAUUUGACCCUCUUGCAAGUAUUCAGGAUGCUUGCCGAUAUCACAGGCAGGCGCGUCCCCCGGUUUCGAUUCCCGUAUCCGUUGAUUUUGGGCGCCGCCUAUGUGGAUCAAUGGAUCCAGGGCGCAAUUAUGGGGCAAACGCCCAGGAUACCCGUGGAAGGAAUCCGGGUUGCUCGCCAUCCCAUGUACGUGACCUCCCAAAAAGCCGUUGAGGAGUUGGGAAUGCCGCAAAAUUCCGUGGAAAUAGCCCUGGAAAAAGCGGUGCGCUGGUUCGCCGAUCACGGUUACAUUGGCACGCGAAGUUAG